Messenger RNA from Panicum virgatum (switchgrass), 1108 nucleotides. RefSeq names its product embryonic protein DC-8-like. The record is from RefSeq and is a predicted model, not a curated record. The transcript has 2 exons. Lineage: Eukaryota; Viridiplantae; Streptophyta; Magnoliopsida; Poales; Poaceae. The annotation marks the transcript as partial.
AGACACAGAACCGUGUCGUCGAGGCAGGAGCAGCGGGUGGCGGCGAGCGCCGAGGGCAAGGCGCAAGCGCAACGCGCCGGCGAGCAGCAGGCGCGCGAGAUCGCGCACGAGCGCACGGAGCGCGCGCGCGUGGUCGGCGCCGGUGCCGGCGGGCACGAGGAGCGGCGCCGCGCCGGGAUCCUGGAGAGCGUGCAGCAGGGCGCCAGGUCCCUGGUGAGCGCCGUCGGCCGCACGCUCGGCGUCGCCAGCAGGGACACCACCACAAAGGACUGCUCGGUGGACAAGGCGAGCCAGGCGGGCGACGCCACCGCGCACAAGGAAAAGGCGAGCGAGACGGCCGGGGCGGCCAAGGACAAGCUCGGCGAGUACAAGGACUACGCCGCCGGCGAGGCAACGGAGGCCAAGGACGCCGUCGCCCAGAAGGCCAGCCAAGCAGCAGAGGCGACGAAAGGCAAGGUUGGAGAGUACAAGGACUACGCCGCUGACAAGACGGCGGCCGCCGCCCAGAAGGCCAGCGAGGCGGCAGAGGCGACGAAAGGCAAGCUUGGCGAGUACAAGGAUUACGCCGCGGACAAGGCCACCGAGAUGAAGGACGCCGCGGCGCACAAGGCUGGCGGGACGGCGGAGGCGACCAAGGUUAAGGCUGUGGAGAUGAAGGACGCCGCGGUGCAGAAGGCAAGUGAAACAACCGAGGCGACCAAGGACAAGGCUGCAUCGAUGAAGGAAGCCGCUGCGGAUAAGGCACGGGAGACAAAGGAGGCCGGCGCGUCGAAGGCCAAGCAGAGCACGGAGGAGCUGAGCAAGGCGGCGAGAGGCGACAAGACCAUGGAGGAGACGAAGAGAUCCCCAGAGGAGAAGCUCGAGGAGUCAGCCGCCGACGCUGCCCGCAACGCCAUGGAGUACCUGACCUUGCGGACAGAGGAGGAGGAGGUCACCGGCGCGAGCAAGGUGAAGGCGCGCACGGACGCGACGGAAGAGGUGGAAGCAGCGGCAAGGGAGCAGGCGGCGGAGGCCGAGCGGCGCUCCAACUCCAAGGAUGGCAAUGGCAUGUGAAGCAAGAAAGGCCGUGCUGCCGGUGCAGCCUCCUGCAGCGGCGUACAGGCCGUUA